AUGAAUUUUACAGAAGAAUAUUUGGAGAAUACGACAAAACAAGUUCUGGUAGAUUUUGGACACGAAAAUGAAACGAAUUUGGAAGAAACUCUUACGACAGCACAAGGAAAUAUCUCAGAAAUGACGACUGGGUAUUUUUCCGCAGAUGGAUCCGGUGAUUUUGACGUUAUUCUCGAUAAACAUUCAACAAACCACUCAAUCUGGGAGCGAGAAUUCUGGCUCGACAUCUACUUCUACUUUCGUGAUAAAAUUCUAUCUAAUGGAGCUCUCCCGAUCAUGCUAUUGAUCGGGGGGAUUGUCUUGUUCUGUCUAGUGUUGAUUGUAACGGUUUGGAUGCUCUGCAAGAUCAAAAAGAAGAGAAAGGGACACGGCGAGUACAGGCCUUCGGAAAAAGAAGCGAUGGAGAUGUACUUCAAAUUCGGCGUCUUUUCGGAAAAAGCCCUGCCCUUCAUUCCAUAUCCUGACAUAGAGCGACUUAUCUAG
Oikopleura dioica is the source of this 483-nucleotide messenger RNA. The record is from the annotation of a GenBank genome assembly. NCBI's taxonomy places the organism in Eukaryota, Metazoa, Chordata, Appendicularia, Copelata, Oikopleuridae.